AUGACUGGCUCAGACGUGGAGACGGCUGGCGUCAAGCGGCCAGGAAUCGAUCUUGAAAGCCUCCAGCGCAAGAAGUUCAAAACUUCAGAUCUGCCAUUAUCAGCUGCGCAGCGAACGUCAAUCGAUGGCCUUCUAUAUGCGUUUAAGAAGAAGGGUGGUUUUGACUCGGUUCGAAAGAAAAUAUGGGCGGAAUUUAGCGAGAGUGAAGCUAAAAAUUCUCUUACAUCUUCUUUGAUCAAAAUGGCCGAAUCUGAAAUUGACCGGGAUCCUUCUUUAUUGUCAAGGGAGAGAGGAAAAGCGGCAACUCUAAUAGAAGGCGCCGUUGAUCGAAGUGACCUUUACAAAAGCGUUGAGGGGGCCAUUGAUGCGAUAUGUUCUAACCACUUGGACUAUAUCCUCGACUCCCUUCGCACUAUCCGUCGACAAGAAGUUGGCGAAGAAAUGGCUGCGCUAGAGGAAGAGAGGGGUAGUAGGGCAGACGAAUACUACGAACGUGAAGUCAAGACUAAGCGAAAUGAACGAGAAAUAGCGUGGCUGAAGGAGCUUGAGAAACAGAAACAACGUGAAAUCGAAGAGGCAAAGGCUAGGGCUGAGGAGUUACGGAAACAACGUGAACUUGAGAAACAAAGGGAGGAGGAAGAGCGGAAAAAGAAGCUGGAGUUGGAGGAAAAAAGGCGAGCGGAAAGAGAGAAGAUUCGAGAAGAAAGACGUCUUCUAGAAGAGCAGAGGGAAAAGGAGAGGGAGGAACGGUACGAACGAAGAAGGCGGGAGCGAGAGAAGGAAAGAGAAGAUGAACGGGAAAGGGAUCGAGAGAGUAGAGAUCGUGAUCGUGACCGUGAUCGUGGACGAGAUAGGGAUCGGGAUACCGUGCUCGACCGAUCACCUCGACGUUCCCGACAGCGUUCCAGGACCCCAGAAGAGCCCAUCCCUGCAAUUGUUGAUGAGAAAUCGUUGGAGGACGCAGCUCUAGAAUUGCUUCUAAAGGAAGGGAAAGAAUUAGCGGAGAAAUCACGACAGAAACCAGAGUUUGACUUUGAACAGGCCGAAGCCCUUGAGAAUGCGCAGCUGCAGCAACCUCAACCUCAGGCGCAAACUCAACCGCAACAACGUUCACGCCAGUCAUCAGUCACAGAUAGCAAAGCUCUUCGGACAGAUCAGACUCGUUCACGAGCCUCCCAUUCACGGCUAAAGAACGAGGUGUCUCCUUCGCCUAAAUCUACAUCUAAAUCUGAUACCAAGCUGAGCGACGAUCGUCAUGAUAAUGAUAGGGAUCGGGAUCGGGAUCGUUCAGAGCGAGAUCGAGAUCGAGAUCGAGGCCGUGACCGUGACCGUGACCGUGACCGAUAUCGAGACGAACGAAGCCUUCGACUCGAAGCAAGCUGGACAGAGAUGAUCAUUCCCGCACUCGCGGAAGAAGCAGGAAUCGCAGCAGGAGCCAUAGCAGAUCUGCUGCGCGAAGCCGCGACAGAGACCGAAAUAGAGAUCGGGGGAGAGACAGGGACAGAGACAGUGAUAGAGGGCGGAGUAGGGAGCGAGAUAGGGAUGACCGUUGUUACCGUCCGAGGGAUUAUUCGCGAGGCCGCACCCGGUCUCAGUCAGCCAGGCGACGUCGCCGCUCUCGAUCCCGCUCCCACUCCCGCAGCCACAGGGACAGAGAUAGGGAUAGAGGUCGGGAACGGGAUGCAGAGCGGGAUAAGUCCUACUCGCGCACAGGCCGGCGAUCCCGGUCUCGAAGCCCCCCUGAUAUUGACCGCUAUGUACCUCCUACCAGCAACCGUAGUCGGACGCCGACCAGACGUCGAGCAAGGACGCCAGAUCGAGACAGAGAAAGGGAUAAAGAAGAUCGAUCAAAACUUCACGAAAUUGAUAGGAUUGAUAGGUACAUACCGGGAGGAUCUGGCACUGCUCCUUCCGUGGCUAGCGACAAGGAUGAUCGAAGGAGCAGAAGGAGAAGCAGAGCAGAUAAUAUUCUGGUCUAAUUUUGGGCCUUUUUUCUAUGAACUUUGCCAGUAUUAA
This is a messenger RNA of Blastomyces gilchristii SLH14081, 2016 nucleotides long. RefSeq lists its product as uncharacterized. The transcript is spliced from 3 exons. Bases 1 to 2016 code for a protein of 671 amino acids. NCBI's taxonomy places the organism in Eukaryota, Fungi, Ascomycota, Eurotiomycetes, Onygenales, Ajellomycetaceae. The record is from RefSeq and is a predicted model, not a curated record.